Messenger RNA from Rhopilema esculentum, 5532 nucleotides. RefSeq names its product G protein-coupled receptor 143. Gene Ontology annotation, biological process: G protein-coupled receptor signaling pathway. Gene Ontology annotation, cellular component: membrane. Gene Ontology annotation, molecular function: G protein-coupled receptor activity; L-tyrosine binding; L-DOPA binding. The record is from RefSeq and is a predicted model, not a curated record. Lineage: Eukaryota; Metazoa; Cnidaria; Scyphozoa; Rhizostomeae; Rhizostomatidae.
UUGGUUGCGUUUUGAUGGUGCCCUCUUUGGUUUUAUUUUAAGAGAACUCUAUUGAUUGCUUGUUCCUUAGCAGCUAUUUAACUAAAGCUGUUGUUUCAGGGGUGGGAAGCGACGCGUUCCAGCGGUAUAUAAAAACACUUAACUGCGCGGGCAACGUUUUUUCUAAUAGUAAAGUAACGGUAUUGGAAAUAUGAUAUAUCUUGUAAAUUGUUAUAAUUAAGCGAAAUAUUUUUAUAGCGAAAAUUGUUUUUGUCGAAGUAAUCGAAAUUUCUUUCUUGUUUCGAAAGAAUCUUAUAUUAAAGUUAGAGCCUAUACGCCAGUUGUCUUGCGUUGAAUUAAUAACGGCUGAUGGAAGGAAUUGCGGCCUGUUGUGUGAAAUAGUGUUAUGCCCUGCUCACCUGUAAAUGCAAGUGCCUUGACUGCUUAAUUACAGCCUGGAGCGACUAUUGGUAGUAUUUGACAGAACAGGGUAGACCUUAUCGUUGUAGGUUUAUAGAUUGUUGCUUCGGUGCUAGGGAAAUAUCCAUUUUUAACGAUGUUUUCUCUUGUAUUCUCCAAUUGCUUAGCAGAGGAACUGUUCUAGCUGGUGCAUUGUGUUAUCAAAGAGGUUGUAUGAAGACGAAGCUGGGAAAUAUUCAGUUAGAUCAUCCGUAGCCUGUCCUGUUCAGCCAAAGUAUUUUUGUGUUCUUAUUUGAACAACCCUGAAUAGUCUAGAUCCAUCCACUUUGACGUUCAGCUACUAAAUAUCGUCAAUGCCAUUUUCCUAGGAUUCUCUAGGAUCAUACAAACAUCUCUAGGAUUAGCAAUAAAAUUGUUUUAACACACAUUUUAAAUGCCAUGACGUUAAAAAAAACUGUUUUGCGUUCGUGUUACCUGUCAAUUUUUUCAGAUUGAAAAUUUUUGUUCAUUUAAUUUUGAAGCUACGUAAAUAGUUGCAACGCUAAAUCGCCAAAGCAUAUGAAUCGUGACGUCAUAUAUAUUAUAAAAAUAUUCAUAUUAUGUUUCUCAUAGUUAUCGAAAGAACUUUAAUUUUUAAUUUUCACACAUUGCGUACAAAUCAACUGUUCUGUUUCUUUGUGGAAACCUUCUAUUUCCUGGCCACGUGAAUUGUGAAAUUUUUCUUAUCUCAGAUCAUUGCACUUUCCAAGUUGUAAGAAGCUAGGCAUCGCAGGACUUUUAAGAAAAAGGUCAAUUGAUGACAAAAUUGAGAUAUUUAGCCCCGCCCCUUGUAUAUCUACAUUUGUCACUAAACGUUUGGGAGGGAAGUACAAGGCAAUGAUCAGCAGAGAAAAUACGGUAUUGGAAAACUGCAAUGAUUUUGGGUAGUGGUGUUUCGAGAUCAAAAUCACAUUACUUUCGAUCUGAAUCAGGAUAUUAAUUUUUUCUGUCUCAUUUUGGCCAUUAUCCGAUCGCUUUUGAGGACUGUAAGACGAAAAGUAUCUUAGUAUGAUAUGUAAUAGCCUUUCUGUGCUUUCUUCAAAUUUUUGCGGUAUUGAAGACCUACUUAGCAAAAUCCAAAUCUGCAUAUUUGGUAAAUAACAGAAUAAUUUAUUCAACAAGGAUGAGUUCACAGUGACUCGGAUCAACGUUGCACCUAGAAAACAGUGUUUACUUAAAAACAAAUCAGCUUUAUAUUUUCCACAAGAUAUCUUGAACUGUGCUAGCAUUUUUUUAAUCUUAGUGAUCGACAGCUUUCAACCAAGUACCAUUAAAAAUCCGUAUGGCUCGAUUUCUGCACAUUCUAGUUAGCAAAUCACGGAAAGUUAUUCACAGGUUUUCAAAUGUUUCUAAGCCCUAAAAAUUAACACAAACAGUAAUAAUUUACAGAAAGUGUAUUGGAAAUUAGUACGCAGUCAACAGUUUUUUUCGUUAAUCUCAAAAGCAAUCUUUUCGCUAACUUAAAGCAGCUACACAUACUGACAAUAUUGAUGCGAUGUAGAUGUUAGUUCUGCUGUUUUUCCUUGGGAUAAAGAAGUUGAAUUGAAUUUCACGGACUAUCUCGUAAGUUUAGAGGCAGUGUCGUUUUAUGAAGGAGCAACCUGUACAACAUUUUACCAAGCGUCUCCCUUGACAAUGUGGUAAUCUUUAAGGAAAUUUCGGAUCAUCACCAGUCCCGUUCAACCUUUUUUCUGUUCACCUGUUUGUAUCAACUAUAUAUACAGUCCCCUGUUCAAGUAACUGGUUGCUUUUCAUCGUUUCUUCUCAUUUAUUAUGAGUCAUUUCUAAUAAGGACUUGUAGAGAUAGUACCAGUGUCCCUGCCUUUAGAAUCCUCAAGCAUCAUCAUAUAGUCCCCUCGCUUUUUUGCUCAAGUAUGAUAUUCGGGUUUUGGCAACAAAGAUAAUGGUGGAAAAACUACCAUGAAAGUUUGCCAAUUCGCCUUUAUCAAUCUUCUGUCGGUCCUACAGUUUAAAUUUUGGCGGGAAAUAUUACACAGAAGCCGCGGGAAGUAGCCUCGUAAUCAACUACUCAGAGUGAGUCUGUACUUUGAUAAAAAAUGGAGCAUCAAGGUAUUGAUGGACUCCACUUGCGUUCCAUAUUUUGUAUUACUAUACACGACACAGAGAAAAAAGUUUAUGGAUCGCUACUUUUUAUUUCAGGGAUCCUUGGUAUCCUUGGAUCGUUUUUGCAGAUGUUUGUUUGGCAGAGGUAUUUGAAGAAACACGAUCUCCGGCACAAACCCUCAUCAAAUCCGCAUGUCGUGUUCAACCUGGCCCUGAGCAAUGCUGUUUCAUGUUUCAUGUCAAUUGUUCUUGCUCUGGCAAUGCUGUUUGUGCAUAGACCAUUACAAAUGAGUAAGAUUUCACAAAGUAUUUCUUCCCAAGAUAUUUAUUGGAUUUUCCCUGUCCAGAUUUUGUGUGACCUUGGAUACAUUGCAUCAGCAUUAUGGACAUUAAUGUACUUGGUAGAUGUUUGCUUGCAAGUUCACAAGAUAAAUUGUCGCAUUCUUGUCUACUACUCGUUAGCAUGGGGCCUAGCAAUAUUUCUCACAGUUAUUGCACAAGUUCUCAGACUCACAGGACAAGAUUCAAUCAGGCGAUGUAUAUCUGCAAGAGAUAUUCCAUGCAUUGUCAUUGUGUGGAUUUCUCUAGUCAUUGUCCUCUUGGCAUUAUCUUCUAUUGUCCUAUUUGCCAUUGAUCGGCAAGUCAAGUCCGAUAUCUGUCUGGCAAGCAACGCAUACACAGCCAAUCAGAGGACGCUGAUGCAGCACGUGCGAGCAAAAUUUGUCUUCUUUUUUGCCACCUUUGUUACAUGCUGGGUAUCCACCCUCAUUGGAAACAUCCUGGUGCUAGCAAACUAUGGACCUACAGUACAGGAAGCUCUUUGCUUCACUGAGGCUAUCUUGCACCCCCUCCAAGGGCUGUUCAACUACUUUAUAUUCACGCCCCUACGAGCAGGACAAAAUCCUGUCACAUACCAAGGUGGUAGGAAAUCACCGCUUUUGCCGCGCGGCACCAUACAGCAAAUUUAUGGGACAAGCUACGAAAGCUCCUUCGCCAGCAGCAUAGUUCCGACAUCGCAGCUACCAAGUGUGUCCUCAUUUCACUUCACGCCUUGUUUUCCCAAAGAUGGCAGCCCAUUAAUGACAUCAUUUCAAAGUUCAGAUUCAAUAGACAAUUAUUCUUGCGAUGAAACGCUGAAAAUCGGUGAUUUAUUAGGAGAAAAUAAUUAUAAUUUCUAGGCACAUGACAAAUUUUGAAAAUACAUCCUUGAUCAUCAGUGUGAGAAGAGAAAGGAGAUGAACUAAUUGUAUUUUCCUCCAUAGAGCCAUUGCUACUAUAGAUAGAACCACAUAAAACGACCAUUCUUAUUCCUUUUUUGCGAUUUUUGGUCUCAUUAUAAAGAGUCUUGUUUAGGCCUAUAAAUCAUGGUAAUGUUUAGGGAAACAACUUAGUUGAUGCAAUGUUGCAAAAGCUGUGUGCGUUAAUUGUAAGUUGUUUAUUCUACAUCUGAAUGGCACGCAGUCUAUAGCCGUCCCUCAUUUAAACUAUAUCUCCAGUUAUAGACCGUCACCCACCGAGUAGAUGUAUGGAGACCAUACACAGACCUUGAUUGGUUGUUUAUAUGCCUUACCUCUUUGUUACCAUGUUCCAUAAAAUUCCAGCAAUAUUGUUAAAAUUGGUAAACCAAGUUUGCUAUUGGAAAUUCCGAAACAUCAUGACAUAAGUGACUGCCUGCCUUUUCUGUAGUAUAGGGUGAGUUUCCAUCGCAAACAUCUAAAUGAUUACAUUGAUCCAGUUAGUAUAUUUUACAAUAAUUGUCGCUAGUUUUAAUACAUGAAUCAAAAUAAUUUUGUAGUGUCCGCGAAUUUUGUAUUUUCUGUCAAAUGUAUAUAGUUUCUGACCUCAUUCAAUGCAGGCAGAGUAACUGAGACGUUUUUGUAGCUUUUUCUUGGCAAAAAACUUUAUACUCUUUCAUAAAUGUUAAAGCUACAUCAUAGAUGCACAUUUAUAUGCACAUUUAUACGCACAUUUAAUUGAUAUUAUUAUUAAAUGCAAAAUAUGACUGUCUAAAGCACUUUUAAAGACACAUAAUGCUAUCAGAAAGUUUGAUAUCUUUAGAAUAUGAAAUUUAGAGUAGUUUAUUGUUGAUAAAUUCUCCAAUGAAUUGUAGUUCAAAAAACAUCGCAAUAAGUUUAUUGGUUCUCGUGCAAGCUGUUUCUGUUUAAAUUAGUAAAUUGGUUUAUCUUCUUUGUAAUACUCUACUCGUAAACCAGUCAUGUUCCAUUUUUUCCAACGCAAAUUUCACGGCACGAGCUACUGAAGGAUGUGGGGGGGGGGCAGGGGUAAUGGCCGUUACCCAUAAAAUCAUUCCUUUUGCGUCUUUCCAGUGCAUGACACCAGGUGUAUUUUCCUUAGGUAAAUCUUAAUGUGACCUAUCCUUGCCUAAGGUUCAAGGCUUUUCAAAAGAUCCCCGUUAGUUGAUUUUAUUGGAGGGAAUACAAGUCAAUCUCGGGGAAAAGAUACUUUGAGUCUGGACAGAUCUACGUGCAAGGCCAUUGAUGAAUUUGUAAAUGGUGGUCGCUGUCUCGUUUUCUGUUGUUUUGAAAUCACUAGAUUAUUUCAGUUAUUUACUGUGUUCCUCUAAUCGUAGCUUAAAAUUCACUAAGCCUUGAUAUUUCAAGUUCAAAGCAAAUCUAGCAUUUUCAAGCCUAUUGCAUUGCCAAAUCGAUUGGUGCAAUAUUAUUACCGUCUUCAUUCUAAAAUCAAAGAGUUAAAACUCAGACGCUAUAGCCCAGUACCUUAUGAUAUAUUCUGUGUACAUUGUAUCAAGGCAUGCGCAGGUGCAUCAUAAUUUCAAUUGGUCCGUCACAUAUUAGCUGAAAAACCGCAGUUGGCACCGGAGGGACGCUUCUCCGAGCAGAUGUAACUUCAGCGCUGGCAAGCAUAAAAACUAUCAUUUUAUUGUAAACAAUGUGUAUCUUAAACAUUCACAUUUAAGCUAUAUUAGAAAGGUAACUACCAGGACAAAUUUCAGGAGGAUCAUAAGGAAAUUAAAAAUGCGUUCUUUGUAACAAAUCUUAUGCCCUUGUU